Drechmeria coniospora is the source of this 2184-nucleotide messenger RNA. RefSeq names its product NAD kinase. The record is from RefSeq and is a predicted model, not a curated record. Bases 1 to 2184 code for a protein of 727 amino acids. Gene Ontology annotation, biological process: NADP+ biosynthetic process; NAD+ metabolic process. The transcript is spliced from 5 exons. Gene Ontology annotation, molecular function: NAD+ kinase activity. Lineage: Eukaryota; Fungi; Ascomycota; Sordariomycetes; Hypocreales; Ophiocordycipitaceae.
AUGUUGUACGCUGAACAGACCCCAGGUUGUGAGUACAGUGGUGCUGGACAGCGCACCUCUACAGUACAUGCGCCCAUUGUGCCCGUCGUCUCCGGCACUCGACGACUGCGUCCAACCUCAGUCAACCCACCGGCCAAGUUGACGUCCAAGUGCAGGCGAUUUGCGGACGAAUCGCAGACACCGGCCGACUCGGAUCACGUAGCCGGCGAAUGCAGCGAAGCGCAAGGAAGACGAACAGAGAAGCCGGCCGCAUCGUGCCGGGAAGCGGGUGCCGGCUCCAUUACAUCACCACCUUCGUCGACGACGUCGCCCCGCCUCGAGGUUGAGAGAUCGACGUCGACGGCGGCCCCAUCCCCGUCUCACGCGCCUGCCCGUCCCGCCGCGGCGAUGGGACAAGCAGAAGCCGGGUCGGGCGAGGAAACCGGCGUCGAGGGCACCUCUGCCGUCCCCGGCGGAUGCUCCUGCGACAGCGACGAGGACUGCAACGCCGUCGAGGUGACCUUCGACCCGGGCAACCCCUACCGCCGCAAGAGCUCGCUCGUUUCGUCCGAGGCGACGGUGCCCUUCGUCCGCGGCGUCGGCCGCCGCGACCAGUGCAUCGUCCACCAGUUUCUCGACUCGCAGCGCCGCGCGAACAAGGCGGUGGCCGGCGAGCUCGACGGCCCCCAGUUCCGUGCCCACCCGGCCUACUCGAGACCGCGCAGCCGGGAGGGUGAGCCCGACGGUGCCGUCGACGACGCGAGCCGAAAGGAGCCCGCCGCCUCGGCCCGACCCGGGAAUGUGCGGCGCAAAUCCCGCGCCGUCCUCGAGCCCGGCACCCUCGACGGCGGCGGCGACGUCGGCCAGCCCGACCAGCUUGUCUGGACGCGCGAGAUGACCAAGCCCCAGCAGAACGAAGACAUCCGCAGCCGGAUGCUGACCAAGAAGCAGCUCAGCGACAUGGCCUGGGGCGUGCGCGAGCUGAGCCGGCGGCUGAGCAGCAUGCGCAUACGCAUCCGCGUCCGGACCAUCUUCCUGCUCUCCAAGGUCUACGACCAGGACCUCAUCCCCAAGACGAGGGACCUCACGCGCUGGCUGCUGGGCAAGGACCGGGACGUGCAGUACACCGUCUACGUCCAGGACAAGCUCAGGGCGAACAAGAAGUUCGACGCCGGCCAGCUGCUCGACGACCUGGCCGCGAGCCACGCGGGCGAGGGCGGCGACGUCGAGGCCGCCCGCGCCGCCGUCUCCCACCGCCUGCGCUACUGGGACGAGCCCAUGUGCAAGGCGCGGCCGCACACCUUCGACUUCGUCAUCACCCUCGGCGGCGACGGCACCGUCCUCUACGCGAGCUGGCUCUUCCAGCGCAUCGUCCCGCCCGUCCUGAGCUUCGCCCUGGGGAGCCUCGGCUUCAUGACCAAGUUCGACUUUGACGAUCACGAGCGGAUCCUGAGCGCCGCCAUGAGCAAGGGCGUCACCGUGAGCCUGCGCCUGCGCUUCGAGGGCACCGUCAUGCGGAGCAUCCGGAGGAAGAGUUCCCGCAAGAGCUCGCAGAAAAGCUCGGGCAAGAGCUCCGACAGGAGCUUCGACGGCGCCGGCGCCGCUGCCGACGAGGACGAGGACGACGAGGACGACGAAACCGCGAGAGACCUGGUCGAGGAGCUCAUCGGCGUCGAGAGCGAGGACGACCACACUCACCGGCCCGACGGGACGUACGAGAUCUUGAACGAGAUCGUCGUCGAUCGUGGGCCGAACCCCACCAUGUCGUACACGGAAAUCUUCGGCGACGACGAGCACUUCACCUCGGUCCUGGCCGACGGCAUCUGCGUCUCGACGCCGACGGGCUCGACGGCCUACAACCUCGCCGCGGGCGGGUCCCUGUGCCACCCGGAGAACCCGGUGAUGCUCGUGACGUCCAUCUGCGCCCACACGCUAUCGUUCCGGCCCAUCAUACUGCCCGACACCAUCGUUCUGCGCGUCGGCGUGCCGUACGACGCCCGGACGGCCUCCUGGGCGAGCUUCGACGGCCGCGAGCGCGUCGAGCUGCGGCCGGGCGACUACGUGACCAUCAGCGCGAGCAGGUACCCCUUUGCCUCGGUCCAGGCCGAGGGUCGCCGUAGCGAGGACUGGGUGAACAGCAUCAGCGGCAAGUUGGGAUGGAAUACGAGGCAGAAGCAGAAAGAGUACAAGGAGUGGGACGGGUAG